This is a messenger RNA of Guyanagaster necrorhizus, 996 nucleotides long. Its product is annotated as Pantoate-beta-alanine ligase. The transcript has 3 exons. Lineage: Eukaryota; Fungi; Basidiomycota; Agaricomycetes; Agaricales; Physalacriaceae. Gene Ontology annotation, molecular function: pantoate-beta-alanine ligase activity. Gene Ontology annotation, biological process: pantothenate biosynthetic process. Bases 48 to 980 code for a protein of 310 amino acids. The record is from RefSeq and is a predicted model, not a curated record.
UAGAUCGCCUCCCCAUCGCACGACGUAUGCUUCGUAAUUUGCGAAAUAUGACUCAGUCCACGUUCACCACUGUCGCUUCCUACAGACAGUGGCGCCAGGCUGCGCGCGAUGCCCGUAAAACCGUCGGGUACGUCGCGACAAUGGGCGCUCUUCAUGACGGGCAUCUCAGCUUGGUUCGACGGUCAUUACGAGAAAACGACCUUACUGUACUCUCCAUCUUUGUGAAUCCUGCCCAAUUCGCGCCCCACGAGGACCUGAAGACGUACCCCAAGACGCUAGAGAAUGAUCUAAAGCUCUUGUCAGCACAGAGCUUCCAAGACCGGACGGUGUCUGCCGUCUUUGCGCCCACAGUAAAGGAGAUGUACCCAUCUGGGAUCACGCAGGACCCCGCCGCUCAAAAAGGGACGUUUGUCGAGGUGAAAGGAUUCAGCUACGAGAUGGAGGGAAAGAGCAGACCAACCUUCUUUCGUGGAGUAUCGACGGUCGUGACAAAACUGUUCAAUGUCAUAGAGCCAACUCAAACGUACUUUGGGCAAAAGGAUAUCCAGCAAGCCCUCCUUCUGCGGCGGAUGUGCCGGGAUCUCCUCCUCUCCCAUCCUGUGCCAGAGAAUCUACACAUUGUACCGACGCGCCGGGACAAUACUGAUGGCCUCGCGCUAUCCUCGCGUAACACUUAUUUAUCGGCUGAAGCCCGACUGGUAGCUCCAAAGCUAUACGAGGCUCUUCAGGCGGGAGAGGCGGCGUGGAACGAGGGGUUGACCAAGGCGCAGAGUGUUGCCAAGGCUGUGAAAGUGAUACAAGACACGGCGGGCGUCCGACUUGAUUACAUAGAGAUGAACGAUCCGGAAACGUUUGAGGCGCUGGAAGAUGAAUCGAGGGCAAGGGGGGACGCAGUGAUUCUGAGUGGUGCAGCGUGGGUGAAUACGACGCGGUUGAUAGAUAAUAUUAUCCUAGGAAACGCGAAUACAAUCUGGGGUUAGAUUCCCGGUUACGUGC